AUGGAUGACGAUGAACAGAAAGGAUACACCUGGGAGGCUGGUUACGCUGAAGGCUUGAACAUCAAUGAAGUUCUUGUCGAAGAUGAGGGAGGAUCCAUUGAGAAAUCAAUUGCAAAAUAUGUGGCUGAUAGCAAGCGUAAAGCGAGACUUACAAAACGACCUGAAAAAAUUCGACUGGGAAUUAUGCGACAUGUCAUGAUCGUCAUCGAUUGCUCAAGAUUUAUGACAAGCAAGGCAAUGCCUCCUUCCAGAUUUGUAGUUGUGAUGAAGGCGUUGCAACAGUUCCUCGAACGAUUUUUCGAACAAAAUCCGAUUGCUCAAAUCGGUCUGAUCACUUGCAAAGAUCGAAAAGCUGAUAGACUCACAAUGAUGACAGGAAAUAUCCGAAUUUUGAAAGAAUCCUUAAGUUCUUUGACAGAAGCAUUCUGUGGUGGAGAUUUUUCUUUACAAAACGCUCUCCAGCUUGCAUGUGUCAAUUUGAAAGGUAUGCCAGGUCAUGUGUCUCGUGAAGUGGUGAUUGUUAUGGCAGCACUGUCAUCCAUCGAUCCGGGAAACAUCUUCAGUACUAUCGAGACAAUGAAACGUAUGAAUAUUCGAUGCUCAGCUAUCGGUCUUUCAGCCGAAAUGUUCAUUUGUAAGGAGAUGGCAAAAGCAACCAAAGGAGAAUACUCGGUUGCUCUUGACCCUGAUCAUCUUCAUCUGCUAUUUUCAAAACAUACGCUACCACCAUCAUCAGCGAAAUCGAGUGAAUGCAAUGCGAUUCAUGUAGGAUUCCCACACCACGAGCUGAUCAAAACAAGAUCUUUUUGCGUAUGCCAUCCAGACUCAAAACCAAUUUCAUUACGAGGCUUCAUCUGUACACAAUGUGGAGCCCGCCACUGUUCCAUUCCAGCAGAAUGCCCAGUGUGUAAGCUGACACUAGUUGCUGCUCCACAACUUGCCCGAGCUUUCCGACAUCUACAACCACUUGCUGCAUUUAAGCAAAUCGAAGUAACAAGAGGAUCGUGCUACGCAUGCGAAACACGUUUUUCCGAUGAGGGAUUCCGAUGUGAAAAGUGUCGUUUAGUAUUCUGCCUCGACUGUGACACUCUUCUCCAUGAAUCUCUACAUGUGUGCCCCGGUUGUAAUUAA
Caenorhabditis briggsae is the source of this 1131-nucleotide messenger RNA. Gene Ontology annotation, cellular component: transcription factor TFIIH holo complex; transcription factor TFIIH core complex. The coding region runs from base 1 to 1131 and encodes 376 amino acids. Gene Ontology annotation, biological process: regulation of transcription by RNA polymerase II; DNA-templated transcription; nucleotide-excision repair. The record is from RefSeq and is a predicted model, not a curated record. The transcript has 8 exons. Gene Ontology annotation, molecular function: zinc ion binding. NCBI's taxonomy places the organism in Eukaryota, Metazoa, Nematoda, Chromadorea, Rhabditida, Rhabditidae.